AAAUACUAUAUGAUGAAAUGCUUCACCACAAUCCUUUGUGUUUUUAAUCAUAUUAAAAUGGAUUUUUGCUUCCUAAUUAUAGUUAAAGAUUGAAUUAUUUGUCUCUUUCUUCUCACCAGAAGGGGAGCCUUGGAGUAACUGGUAAAGUUGCUGCAAUGUGAUCAGGAGGUCACGGGUUCAAGUCUUGGUUAAUUUCUAUGCAUGGGUGUGGUUAACAAAUACUAUAUGGUUAAAUGCUUCACCACAACGUUCUGUGUUUUUCCUCAUAUAAAAUGGAUCUAAAUGUUGUUUUCUUGUUCUUUUUGUUCCCUAAUUUUUGUUAAAGAUUGGAUUUUUUGUCACUUUCUUGGCACCCUUUUAGUUUCUGUUCAUGGGUGUGGUUAACAAAUAUCCCUACAUUAUAAUAAUCCUUUCUGUUUUGUUUUCCUCAUAUCAAAAUGGGUACAAUAUUGUUUUCUUGCUCUUUUUGCUGACCGAUUAUAGUAAAAGAUUGGAUUUUUUUCUCUUUCUGGCCACCCUUUUAUUUUCCAUUCAUGGGUGUGGUUGCCAAAUACUAUAAGCUUAAAUGUUUCACUACAUUCCUUUGUGUUUUUCCUCAUAUCAGAAUGGGUUUAAACGUUGUUUUCUUGCUCCUUUUGCUCCCUAAUUAUAGCUAAACAUUGAUUUUUUUUUUUCUGUUUCUGGUCACCCUUUUAGUUUCUGUUCAUGGGUGUAGUUAACAAAUAUCCCUAUAUUAUAACAAUCCUUUCUGUUUCCUCAUUCAAAAUGGCUACUAUGUUGUUUUCUUGCUCUUCUUAUUUGAUAAUUAUAGUUGAAGAAUGGAUUUUUUAUCUCUUUUUGGACACCCUUUAGUUUCCAUCAUGGAUGUGGUUAACAAAUGUAUGGUUUACAUGCUUCAUCACAAUCCUUUGUGUUUUUCUCAUAUCAAAAUAUGUGCAAUUUUGUUUUCUUGCUCCUUCUGUUUGCCAAUAAUAGUUAAAGAUUGAAGUUUUUUUCUUUUUCUUGGCACCCUUUUAGUUUUUGUACAUGGAUGUGGUUAACAAAUACUCUUACAUGGUUCACAACAAUCCUUUGUGUUUUUUCUCAUAUCAAAAUGGGUAAAAUGUUGUUUCCUUGCUCUUUUUGUUUGUUAAUAAUAGUUAAAGAUUGAAUGUUUUACCUCUUUCUGCAACGACCCAACCUGCUAGUGAUAUUGUUUGCUUUGGGCCAAGACCCGUACAACUUUAAAAUGUGUCGCUGGGGUGCAUUAUCACUUGUGGGUUUGGCCGUUACAAAUGGUAUAUAGUCACUUUUGUGUCAUUCUUGUCGAUGUGAGCCAGAGUUCAAACUGAGUUUAGGGAAAUCCGGUAAGGCGGGUCAAUCCUCAGUCUUGAGUCUAGGCAAAUCCCAUGUGAUAGAGCAAACCUCAGCGAGGACGCUUAGUCCAUAAGAGGGGGUGUAUGCGACACUCCAACUUAGGAUAAGAAGUCCCACUUCGGCAAAACACAUGAGAGAUGUUGGAUAUAUAAGUAAGCGGCCUAGCGUUUUAAGGCCAUGCGGAUCGAGGCCCAGAGCGGACAAUAUCACUAGCGGGUUGGGCCAUUACACUUUCUUGAAACCCUUUUAGUUUCCAUUCAUGGGCGUGGUUAACAAAUACCAUAUGGUGAGAUGCCUCACCACAUUCCUUUGUACCUUUCCUCAUAUAAAAAGGGGUUUAAAUGUUGUUUUCUUGUUCUUCUUGCUCCCUAAUUAUAGUUAAAGAGGAUUGAAUUUUUUGUCUAUUUCUUGGUACCCUUUUAGUUUCCAUCAUGGGUGUGGUUAACAAAUAUAUGGUUACAUGCUAAAUGCUACACCACAAUCUUUUGUGUUUUUCCUCAUAUCAAAAUGGGUACAAUAUUUUUUCUUGCUGUCUUUGUUCUCCAAUUAUGGUUAAACAUUGAAUCUUCUAUUCUCUUUCUGGACACCUUUUUAGUUUCUGUUCAUGGGUGUGGUUAACAAAUAUAUGAGUACAUGCUUCGUCACAAUCCUGUGUUUUGCCGUCAUAUCAGAUGGGUUUAAAUGUUGUUUUCUUGCUCUUUUUGUUUGCUAAUUGUAGUAAAAGAUUGAAUAUUUUGUCUCUUUCUUGACACCCUUUUAGUUUCGAUUCAAGCGUGUCAUUAACAAAUAGCGGGUUACAUUCUUCACAACAACUUUUGAGCCGAGGGUCUAUUGGAAACAGUGUCUCUACGUUCUCGAGGUAGUAAGAAAAUUAGGUUUUUCCGGUUGCAAGGGACCAAUAAUGAUGUCAAGGAGGCCUAUCAACCCAUCUCGACGUUUAGCAGAUAAUGGAGCUGCUUUAUUAGAAGGCUCAAUUCGGUCAAAGACACGGCCUCCCCCAUAUUUAACAAUUGGACUUAUUAUUGUGGGAGCAUUUCUUCUCGUAGGGUAUUUUUACCGUGGCACAGGUACCUUUGCCAGUAUUAAAGGAGCUAUCAGUAGAGUGGAAGGGGAUUUUUCGUGUAAUGUAGAGGUUCAAAAGGUUAUUCCUUUUUUGAAGAAAGCAUACGGCGAUAGCAUGCAUAAGGUGCUGCAUGUUGGUCCUGAUACUUGCUCGGUAGUUGCUAAAUUGUUAGAACAGGAAGAUACUCAAGCUUGGGGUAUAGAACCAUAUGAUGUUGAGGAUGAAGGUCAUUUCUGCAAGAAACUCGUGCAUAAGGGCAUUGUUCGCGUGGCUGACAUAAAAUUUCCUCUUCCUUAUCGUGCAAAAUCAUUUUCUCUUGUGAUCGUCUCUGAUGCUUUAGACUACUUGUCUCCAAAGUAUCUUAAUAGGACCCUUCCCGAACUGGCGAGGGUGUCAUCUGAUGGACUCCUUAUUUUCACGGGUUAUCCACGUCACCAUAAAGCUAAGAAUACAGAUAAGUCCAGAUUUGGGGGGCUGGCCAAAUUGAGAAGCUCAACGUGGUGGAUACGAUAUUUUGUUCAAACAAGUUUAGAGGAAAAUGAAGUCGCCAUCAAGAAAUUCGAGCAAGCUGCUUCGAAGAAAUCAUAUGUUCCUAGUUGCCAAAUUUUCCACCUGAGAUCAUACCGCUGAUAUAACAAUUACAUGAAAGUUAUACACAGAAGGAACCGUACGAGUAUAGCUUGUGAUGAUGAUGGUCAAGAAUGUUAUGACAACUUUCAGCUGUUGUGUUGAUAAGUUAUUCAGAGUAGCAGCAAGUGUUCUCCUUAUAGUGUAUUCUCAUGGGGUUAUUGCAAGUUUGUUGAUUUAUUGCGAAAAUGAGAAUUAAAUUGCUAUUUCAUGGGACACUUUUUGUGAUUCUGGUUUUAAUGGCCAAUUAAGCCAAAUGAUAUACAUCAUCUAAAUUUCUCUUUUGGUUC
Molecule: messenger RNA, 3336 nt
Organism: Capsicum annuum
Lineage: Eukaryota; Viridiplantae; Streptophyta; Magnoliopsida; Solanales; Solanaceae
Product: probable pectin methylesterase CGR3
Exons: 7
Coding region: 2258-3049 (263 amino acids)
Biological process (GO): pectin metabolic process
Molecular function (GO): methyltransferase activity
Source: RefSeq, a predicted model, not a curated record